Oryza sativa Japonica Group (Japanese rice) is the source of this 1997-nucleotide messenger RNA. RefSeq lists its product as uncharacterized. Gene Ontology annotation, cellular component: endoplasmic reticulum. The record is from RefSeq and is a predicted model, not a curated record. NCBI's taxonomy places the organism in Eukaryota, Viridiplantae, Streptophyta, Magnoliopsida, Poales, Poaceae.
CCCUCUCACCCUACAAUUGACCGAAUCGGAUCACCCCGAUUGGCCCAAAUCCUCCUCCCCUUCGUCGCCGCUACUGCAGUGGCUACCCAAAUCUCGCCGAUCGCUGUGUGCACCAUGUGCGGUGACUGCUGCGGCGGCGGUGCCGGGGGAGCCGCCGAGGCGAGGGCGGCCGGCGCCGGCGGCGGGAGGAAGCGGGGGUGUGUGGGGACGGCGCUCGCCCUCGUGGCCCUGGCGGCCGCCGCGGCGGUCGCCGUCCUGGAGGGCACCGCCGGCGGGGUCUCCUACGUGGGCGACGGGUGGCUCCACGAGUGCGCCAAGUGGGACGCCGACGGGCGGCGCCUGCUCGUGUCCAACUUCUUCGGCGCCGGCGUGUCCGAGCUCCGCGCCGAAACGAAAGGGAAGGAGAAGGAGGAGGAGCGCGUGGUCCUAGCGGAUCCCGACGUUGCCGGGAGGGUCGCGCUGGGUCUCACCGUCGACGCGCCGAGGGGGCGGCUGCUCAUCGUCUACGCCGACCGGAUGCCGCGGUUCAGGUACUCCGCCGUGGCCGCGUACGAGCUCGCCUCGUGGCGCCGCCUCUUCCUCACCCGCCUCGACGGACCAGGUGAUUCAACGCUCGCCGACGACGUGGCCGUCGACGACGAGGGGAACGCGUACGUGACGGACGCCAAGGGCAACAAGAUCUGGAAGGUGAGCCCGGACGGCGAGCCGCUGUCCGUCAUCAAGAACGCCGCCUUCUUCCAGAGGCCGGGGUGGAUCAACAACCUCGUCGGCCUCAACGGCAUCGUCUACCACCCCAGCGGCUACCUCCUCGUCGUCCACACCUCCGGCGGCGACCUCUUCAAGGUCGACCCGGAGACGGGGAGCGUGCGCGUCGUCCAGGUGAAGGGCUCGCUGAAGGCCGGCGACGGGCUGGCGCUGCUGUCUCCGGCGAGGCUGGUCGCCGCCGGCCUGGUGAGCCGGCUGGUCGAGAGCGACGACGACUGGGAGACCGCCGCCGUCACCGGCCGGCACGUCGGCCCGGCUCACCGGAUCGGCUCGUCGGCGACGGUGAAGGACGGCGACGUGUACAUCAACCACAUCAUCGGGUUCGGCCUCGGCAAGAAGACGCAUGUCAUCUCCAAGGCGGCGUUCGCGCCUUUGUAGGCGAGGAUCAUGCUUCAAGGUUCUUUGAUCUCGUGUUACUUCGGUGACAGAUUGAUGGUUUUAUGCCUGAGGAGUAUGCAUCCAUGCAUAUGCUCGUCCAACGUCCUUUUUUGCAAUCCAUUGCCAGUUUGUUUAGAAAUUAGAACAAUCUCUGCUGCUUGCAAUUGCACGUGUUAAUUUUGUGCAAAUACCAGAUUAAUAUACGAAGAGUGCACACCUGACUGUCAAUAGAAGUAUGACUAUGAACUUGAACUAGUCCUACUAUUUCAGUUUCAAUUAUAGGAGAGUAAAUUUCGCAAUAAUGCAAUUAUUUUGUCAACCAUAUGGACAGGGAUUUUGAUUAGUGACUUGUACAGCAGGCAAGAUGAUUCCAUUUCCCAGGGUUUCAUCUAAUUUAGGUGAUGCUUCCGAAGACCGCAGAGUGCCGUGUGUCCGGGGCUCUCUCCAUCCAUGAUUAAUGAUACUCUCCCCAGUUCUGGCAUGAUGCUGGGACUUCGUCACAGGCAGCAGGCACGUCGAGUCAGGGUCCACCACUGGACCAUGCCGGGACAUCGUCGGAGUACAGGUGGGCUUCCGCCUUGCACUUCGACAUCAGCGACUUCGACUUCCAGCACUCGACAGAGGACGUCAUCGGCCCCUCACAGCUGAGAGGCGCACCGCUGGUGCAGACGCAGGACCAGUCGCCCUCUACUCCGCCACCAUAUAGUCGUGCUACCCGUGCUGUGCCACCGGAUCGCUUCACGUACUCCCAGGACCACAUGCGAGCACAGGCCCAGAGGACCAAGUGUGGUCGCGGCGCGGGGCAGGGCCAGUAGAGCGGCCUUCUCUUUGUUUAUUUACUUUACAUACCAGUA